UCGGCGUUAGAGUGAGACGGUCAUGGAGGCUUUACCUGAUAACCCGAUACUGGGGUUCAACCCGGACACCCUGCGAGAUGUGCGGAGACAGUUCCACCUGGAUGACGUCGCCAAGAUACACGAGAGCGUCGACCUCAUCGAGGCCUGGCUCCAGAAACAGGCGCACCAUGUUAAAAAGGAUUACCCAAGAAGCUAUUUGGAGCGGACAAUAAUUUUCAACAAGGGGUCCGUAGAGAGAGCCAAAGUUAAAAUUGACAACAUCUGUAAGUUCAGAGCGCUGCUUCCCCAAUAUUUUGGCAAAUACGAACGAAAGGACAAACUCAAGUACCUCUAUACAGUCGACGCUAUUUUACCAAGACUGACGCCAGAUCACGAAAGAGUUUAUUUUAUACGGGACCGACAUAAAAAAUGUAAUGAAGGACUGUUCUACUAUUUCAAAUAUACCUUGUGUCUAGCUCAAUACAUGCAGGCUCACGACUACAAUAACGGGUUCAUACUGGUCUGCGACUACAUGGACGCCGACAUUUACGAGCUGUUCAAAGUCAUUAAUAUCGUGGAACUGAAGCAGACUAUGACUAUUAUAACCGAGGGCUACUGUAUGAGAAUCAAAGGAGUCCACAUAUUAUCGAAAAACAGAGGAAUCGACAUGAUAGUCAAAAUUUUCAAACAAAUUCUAAGCGAGAAACUGGGCGAUCGCAUAAUGGUGCACAAAACUUUAGAUACAUUGUAUGACUUCAUACCGAAACACGUCCUGCCUAUAGAGUACGGAGGAACUGAGAAAUCUUUAGAAACACUGUAUGAAAAUAACUUAAAUGAAAUCACAUCAGCUGCAUUCGAAGAAUACUUGGAGGAGACAUCGAAAGCUGUCACUAUCGAGAAGUUAAGGCCCGACAAAGACUCGAACACGGAGUUUAAUGGUUUAUCUGGAACAUUCAGAUCUUUGACGAUAGAUUAGUUAUAAAUUAUAAUUAAUUCGUGUAAAUGGAAAGCUUUAAGUACCUACUUACUUAUUAAGGCGUACCGGUUUAUCACAAUCAUUUUGUACCUAAAUGUUUUUCAGUGAUCGACGAUCGUAUUUUAAAAACACCGAAGGGCGUAGACAAUUAUUAAUGUUUAUUACCGAGGGAGUAGGGACAUA
Molecule: messenger RNA, 1138 nt
Organism: Aricia agestis (brown argus)
Lineage: Eukaryota; Metazoa; Arthropoda; Insecta; Lepidoptera; Lycaenidae
Product: alpha-tocopherol transfer protein-like
Exons: 6
Coding region: 23-955 (310 amino acids)
Cellular component (GO): membrane
Molecular function (GO): phosphatidylinositol bisphosphate binding
Source: RefSeq, a predicted model, not a curated record